This is a messenger RNA of Dicentrarchus labrax (European seabass), 9189 nucleotides long. It is a transcript of the gene rsf1a, whose product is annotated as remodeling and spacing factor 1a. Gene Ontology annotation, cellular component: RSF complex. The transcript is spliced from 18 exons. NCBI's taxonomy places the organism in Eukaryota, Metazoa, Chordata, Actinopteri, Moronidae. Gene Ontology annotation, biological process: regulation of DNA-templated transcription. The record is from RefSeq and is a predicted model, not a curated record. The coding region runs from base 59 to 4486 and encodes 1475 amino acids.
GCGCACAGUCGCAUCCGAGCAGCGAGCCCUCCCCUCCCGUUUCUCUCCGCCUGGAAAGAUGGCUGCUCCGGUGGUGGUGGUGAGAAGCUCCGGCCCGGCGCUCUGCCCGAGCUUCGCGGAGGUCUGUUCGUUCCUGGAGCGCUACGGAGCGGCGCUGGAUCUGCCCGAGGUGACGCUCCCGCAGAUGGAGCGGUAUCUGCGGGACACCACGACAGUUCCUAAACCCCUUGUGGAGCUCCACGUGAAGCUGCUCAGAAAACUGGGGAGGUCUGUGUCUACUGACCGCUGGGAAAAAUACCUGGCUAAGGUUUGCCAGGAGUUGAACAAUACCUGGGCAUGGGAAAUGGAACAGAAGGGCUACCAGGAAAUGUCCAUGGAGUGCAAGUCGAGCAUCCUUAAAUAUCUCUGCGAAUGUCAGUUCGAUGACAACCUAAAGUUCAAGAUGGCGAUAAACGAGGAGGACCCGGAGAAGAUGCGUCUGCAGCCGAUAGGUCGGGACCAGCAGGGCCUGAUGUACUGGCUUCAGCUGGACCACGAGCAGAACAUCCGGCUGUACACGGAGGAGCAGGACGAUCUGGACGGAUCCACCUGGAAGUGUAUUGUCAGGACACGUAAUGACCUGGCUGAAGCUCUGGAGCUGCUGAAGUCACAGGUUGAGCCGAACCCUAAUCAAGACCAGGACCCGAACCAAGCUGGCCCCGGGAGCCCCAGCCCCACAGUGCAAGAUGCAGGGGAUGAGGCCAUUGGAAGCACUAACCCCGAACCCUCCAAGACCGCAGAGGAACACACUGACAGUAAAACGGUUGACGCUGUAAACAAAGAGAAACCCCUAAGACCAGUGCUGAAGCAGGAGCAGACGCAGCCUGUCAAGCAGGAAAACACUGAGGCUGAGCUGAAAGAGGAGAAGCCUGACCACAGACCGCCUGCCUUUGAUAACCGCGUGAGCACGAUCACCACCAUCAUCAAAUCAGAAUCCAGGGAUGCUGAGGCCCCCAAGAAUGCUGUGUCGGUCGUCAUGGCACCAGGUGCGACUGUGACAAAACAGGAAAUGAAGAAGGAAGAAGAAGCAGAGCGGGCAGUUGUCAGGAGCAGCCAGCAGGCCAAGAUACCACUGAAGAAGAGGGAGCUAAAGCUUGCAGAGAGCUACCACACCAACCACCUUAACAACAGCAGUAGUAUUAUUGUUUGCAACCCCUCAGUGAUCCAGACCAAGGACAGUCAUGGACGAGAGGGGAAGUUAUCUGACUCCUUAGCGCCCCCUGGUGGUCAACCUGCCUCACAACAACAGCAGCAGCAACAGCAACAGCAACAGCUAGUGGUCACUGCAUCCAGGCAGGAGCUGACCAACGGGAGAGCAUCUCUCCUCCUGCCGCACAAAGAGGGACAAAAUGGAGUCAUAGGUGUCAUAGGUCAGGUUGGUGUUGUAGGUCAUGUAGGGGUCAUCCGCAGCCCAUCUGAGCGCCACAGAGCCCCCGGUGCAGAGCAACAGGAACAAAAUGGGCCGAGUUUAGACCACCAGGGCUCCAGAGCUGUGGAGGAAGAGAGGGAAGUGAGCCGGCAGUCAGUGCUGGUAAGGAAGGGACCUGCUGAAGGGGACGCGGCAGCAGCAGCCGCCGCUGCCGCUCUUCUUCCUCAUGUAGCAAUGGAGGCUCAAACAGCCAGAAAAUUAAUAUUAUCAGAGAGAAAAGUGGAUUCUGUUAGUGUUUCCUUGCUGUCGCAGUCCACAGAGGAACCCAAAAAACAGACGACAGAAGACCAGGGUAAAAAACUGACAGAGGAGCAGGUAGACAGGGGGACAAAAACACAUCAACAGAAAUGUGACAACCUGGAGGAGAGGGAGGAGAAGAUAAGAGAGGUGUCUGGGCACCCUGCAGCUGAAGAAGGAAGUAAAGAUGACCAUGAAAAGAAUAAAAGCACUUUAGGAAAGUUGGAUGCAGAAUCAGAGAGCACCAGUCCACCUCUGAACCAGAAGGAUAAAAAAGACCACCAGGGAGACGGAGUCAACGGUGGCUUGGCAGCCCCGUUUAGGGUGACGGGCACUGGGAUUGGAUCAGAGGAGAGGCAGGGUCCCCUGGAGGAGGCCUCCUCUGAGCUCCAAAAAGAAGGAAUCAGGUUAAAGAUCAAGAUUCCUCCCCACAGAAGAAACAAGGUAAAGGGGAAAGGAGUGAAGGAGGAGGACAAAGAGAGGGAGCAGGAGGUUCAAGAGGAAGGGAAGCCACUGAGGAGAUCUGCGAGGAUUUGCAGAUCAUCUGCUUUGCCAACCUGCAGGCCGAGCUCAAAGGCGGCUGAGAGCCAGAGAAAGAAACCGCAAAAGAAACAGGGUCUGUCCUCCAGAACGAGGGAGGAAGAGGAGGAGGACGACGAGGAGGAAGAAGAGGAAGAAGAUGAAGAGGAGCAGGACUCGACUACAAAGAGAGACAGAAAAACAGAACCUGUUGGUCAAAUAAGAAAACAAAGGGGCAAACGGAGGCAUCGACGCGCCCGAUGGUCCAACAUUCGUUCGAAGAGACGCAAACUGAAUGAGGGAGGGGAGGUGGAGGACAGCGGGAGGAAGCGAGGAGAGGAGGAGAGCGAAGGAGGGAGCGACUCAGAAGAAACAUGUAAAUCAGAGGAAAUUCCCAGUGAGGACGCCUGCAGUCACUGUGGCCUGCCCAACCACCCUGAACUGAUCCUGCUGUGUGACUCUUGUGAUAGUGGAUACCACACUGCCUGUCUGCGGCCGCCGCUCAUGUUGAUUCCAGAUGGAGAGUGGUUCUGUCCCCCCUGCCAACAUAAGCUGCUGUGUGAGAAACUGGAGGAGCAGCUGCAGAAUCUGGACAGUGCUCUGAAGAAAAGAGAGAGAGCAGAGAGGAGGAGGGAGCGGCUGGUGUACGUUGGGAUCAGUGUGGAGAACAUCAUCCCUGAAGGAGACGAGGAAGAAGAGGAGAAGUCGGCAAAGAAGAAAGAUUCCAAAAAGAGCAAAAAUCUGGGGAGGAGAUCGACCAGAACCAGGAAGCACAUCAGCUACAGGUUUGAUGACUUUGACGAUGCCAUCGAUGAGGCCAUAGAGGAGGACAUCGGAGACCUCUGUGGUGGCGCGGGCCAAGGCAAAGAAAUCACCGCCAUCCUGUCAGAGGACGGGAAGGAGAGCCAGCGGCCAAUCAGAAGCCAGCCCCGUUCUGCCAGAAACAGGAAGAAGCGGAGACUGAACGACCUGGAGAGUGACAGCACGGCAGCAGAGAGCGAAGACGAGUUCAUGCUCAGCAACAGCUCAGAGGAUGAGGAUUUUGCUGCAUCAGGGGCAGAGGAUGAGGAGGAGGAAGAUGAAGAAGCGGGCAGCGACGUGGGCAGCUUGGACAGUGGGACCCGCCCCAGACGGGCACCGAGAGGGGUACCUAAACACCGACCCAGCAAGACCCAACGCAGGGGUAGGAAGCGGCUGAGACGGCGGCGGAGACGCUCCUCUGAGGAAGAGGAGGAAGACACUGAAGAGGAAAUGGACUCCGAUCAGUUCAGCGACAUGACUGACAGCGACGCUGACAAAAAAAGGCGGGGCCUGAGGCGGGGCCAGCGCCAGCAGGUCAACUACCGCGAAACGUCUGAGUCAUCGGACAACUCCCGGACCUCCACCAAAAGGAACAAGGUUAAACCCCGCGGCAGACCACGCAAGGAGCGCUUCUCCAGUGACUACAGCGAUGUGUCGGCCUCUUCCAGAGACACGGAUGAGGAUGAUUAUGAAGACGAAGAGGACGAUGAGCAGAGGAGGAGAGUGAACAGGAGGAGAAGAGAGGAGGAAGACCUCCGGAGAAACCGGACGAGAGACAAGCGGAGAAGAUACGAAGACAACGAAGAGGAUGACAGAGAGAGAGGCCGGCGGCUGAAAAGGAAGCUGUUGGAGAAGGAGAAGGACAGAGACAAGCGGAGGAGAUUAAGGAGGACAGACAGAGAAGAGGAGGAGGACCUGGAGAAGAUGGGCAGGGGGAAGAGGAGAGAGAUUCUGUCACAGCAGCGGCGCAAACGACUCGCCCAGAUGCUGAAGAAACGGCGGCCUUCGACGGACGAAGACGAUGACGAUGAGUCGGAUGAAUCGGAAUCGUCGUCGGAAGAGGAUCGUCCGAUCCGCAAAAGACUCAACCGCAUCGACUCCGACGAUGAUGAGGAGGAAGAGGAGGAGGAAGAGGAGGGAAGACAGAAGAUGACGACCAAAAAGUCUUCAGCGGGAGAGAGGAGGGCCGACAGCAAGAACGACAGCGACGCUCAGGAAAAGGGGAGGGGCCGUAGCCUGUCUCCGUCAAACGGACAUCGGACCUCCAGAGGCCCGGCGAAGCCCGGGGCUGGAGGUCCCACUGUGCCCAGGGACAGUGCAGGAUCAGGCAGACAGGGCAGGCACAAUGGCCCCUUACAUCCAGGGGAGGAGGAAGAUGAGGAGGAGGAGGAGGAGGAGGAGGAAGAGGAGGAGGGCCAGACAGACUCAUUAAACUCUGUCCAGAACAGUCCGCAGUCAUGAUGGCUGUGUUUGUGUGAGUAACGCUCGCUUCUUUGUUUCAGUUUUUUUUCUUUUAACUGUCAGGCCUUUUUACCCACAAACCACCACUGAAACUGGAUAUCUCUCUCCCUCCACCUCUUUCUCUCCCCCCUUCUUACUCUCCUGUCUUGCUCUUCCUCCUCGCUGUUGUAAUUGUGGUAGAGUGCUAUCCACCAUCACGUGCUGUACGUCACAACACAAACUCACGAGUACUCAUUCACACUCAUCGUCACCCUCUGGCAGAAGGAGCCGGACCGAACGCGACCUCGCAGCUGGGACCGGCGGCACUCCGUGUUUUCAGUGGACGCACUCACACACACACAGCCGGAGGUUAUCACGACCAUUUCUCUGAGCUCUUGAGUUACGGACGUUGAGAGGAUCGUACAUUCAUCUUCAUUUUUGGACACAGGAAUCUGUUUGUAGUGUACCUCAUGCUAAAGCACAUCGUCAUUCUCAUAGCACUUAAUAACCCGCCACCAAGGCGAGUGUCAGUGUCAGACCGAACACUUUGGAUCAUGUGACCUGAUGGUUAGAGAGACCAGACCUGAUCCCAAAAACAAAAACAGCAGUUUCUCAAGUACCUGUAAUGGUAUCGACCCAUGCAGAUAGUUCUGGUUUGGAGACAUCCGUCUGAGUAGUUAACGAAUACUAGAGUUUACACCAGUUGUGAUGUACAUUGUGCAAACUUUAUUUGACUUCUGACUUUAAUGCCCUGACCCCUCUUCCGUAGUGACGUCGUUUAGGUCCUUUUUUCAAUAAAGAACUCCAAAUAUUCUCUGGUUACAGCUUCUCAGUGGUGAGGGUUCGCUGCUUUUCUUUGUCUAAUGUGAUAAUAAUCUGAAUAUUUUUAGGUUUUAAAGUGUUGGUCCCUCAAAAAACUAAUUUGAUGACACCAUUUUUGAGAUUUAGGAUAUUUCUGACGGGCUUUUUUUUUUUACUAUUUUCUGACAUUUUAUAGAACAGUUAAUUCAUUAUUUAAGAAUAUAAUCAGCAGAUGAAAGAAUAAUGAGAAGAAUUAGCUGCAUUCCUGGUUAAUAUAUUCAUAUAACUGCCAGCACUGAUUGCUGCUAACCGUUAUAAACUGCAGUGAGGACAUGAGGACCGCCUGAACAAUGUGGAAAAUAUUUAAAAACUGACCACCAUGCAGUUUAUUAUGGGAUAUUCAAAAAGGAUUCACCACUUGUGUCCUAAAACAGUAAAUUUUAACAUCUAAACACUGUUUUCCUGCACUGGGUUUCCUAAAGUCGACACGAGAGGCCUGGUAACUAAACUAGUUCCUAUCUUCUUGUGUAACUAUUAAGUUUUUACCAUUGACAUAUAAAAGAUGGACUUCCUUCCAAUGUACGAAAAUGAAGCUGAAAUAUCCGGAUACGGCCGCUGCCAUCGUACACUGGUACUCGGCGUGAUAAGAACCAUCUAAAAUGACAGAAACCAUCUUUAUUUGACGUGUGCUUUGUACGUUUACCAACCCAUCUGCUAACAUGGAGGGGGCGGGGUUUAUGACCUGUACUGCAACCAGCCACCAGGGGGCGAUAGAGAUAUUAUGUCAUGUCGUCCAUUUUUAUAUGUUGAUGCUUUUUGCUUCUAUUUUUACUCUUUAGUUCUCUUUUAACUUGUCUCUGUGGUGCAACUGCUUUUAUUUUAUUAAUGCAUAAAUCACAACUGUGGGAUUUUACGUUAUAACUGGGCGAAGUUUGAACUUACACACAGCUGGUGCAACAGUCCCCUGAACCGGUUGCAUCUUGUAGUAUCUUGAUCUUAAACUGAUCAGGAGGUCUCUGUGGACCAUUUUGGAUCCGGGUAACAUUCGGGACUUUCUCUCCGGCAUCCAAAGUGUUCGGUUUCAGGCUGCUCACUCAUUUUGUUCCACAAAGCCUUGACUUGUUGGGACCUGGUUUGCUGUACAUACUUUGCCUGUACGCUGUUCCUUGUAAGAUAAUAGAUGUUCUGUUCUCUUAGUCCUCUUGUAAAAUAUAGUGUUAUAUUUUCUAUAUGAAGGAGAGGAGGAGAGAUGCUGCUGUGAGCGAUGUGUGGAUCGAUAAGGUUUCAACAUCAACGGCGCGCUUGUUUUUGUUUGAGAUUCUGUGUGAAACAAGACCAGCAUGGAGCCCGUUCACCGGAGCUGAUUCAAGGCUCGCUCUCAGCCACCGAGUCGCACAUCUUUAAAGGUUUUUAACAUUUCGUAUCCCUGAGGGAGACAACAGGAGUUUUUAAGAAGGAACAGAUUUAUUUUAUUUUUUGAUUGAGGCUCAGGUGAAGUAAACUAACGCCGGUCACCAGUCAAACCAACUUUGUUUUAUUUUCUCUCUACCAACCGUCACUGUAGGGGUUUACACUGGUCUCAAACGGUUUCAUCUGGUGGAAAAGAAAAGUUUUUGUCGGGCAGAAAGGAAGAAUUCCUUUAACUUCAUCCAGUCAGAUCACUGUUCAGGCUUUAAAUGAGUUUCGUCCUGCUGUUCACACGAACCGAGCUGUUAGUGGGAGGAGGUGUUACUCCCCAUGUCUUUGGAUUCCUACUGAUUCCCCCAAAAGUUACUUACAGAUCUUUCUUUUUUUUAUUUCUUCGUGUCAGUAACGAGCAGGAUUUUGAGCUGAUGUCCGAACUCUGAGCCUGUAUUUGUCAAACUUCAGAGAAUUACACGUUUUAGUAAAAAGAUCUUCACUGAUAGUGAGCAGUGACACAGAUUUAUAAUGCAACUUAGUCGUACUUACAGCAGAGCGUAAGAAUAAGCUCAGAGCAGCUGCUUAGAUAUACUGCCAUACUGUCUUAAAACAAUCCUCCACAUUUUACUCACUGCUGUCUUUUUCUACAAAUAUUAUAAUCCUGAACAUCUGCAAUAGCAAUUAACAACAAUAUACUAUAUUUUUUAGAAUAUAUAAAUACACAGAUAGGGAAGAAAUCAUGGAAACAAAAUCAAUAUGAGAUUUACUCUUGUUUGUUUGAACCUCUGGUAAAUAUAAAAGAAUAAAAAGUCGUGUAACAACCCGUCAAAUGUUCAACGAUCGACAGAUUAAUCGAUGAUGAUGAUGGUUAGUUGCAGCCCUGCUCAGAAGAAGUGCUCUCUGAUCACGGAGGAUCAGCUCUAAACCAAGUUUUCUCUUAAAUCCAAAUCACAAUAAAUGUGAUUAAUAGCUUUUAUCUUCCUGUUUGUUGAGUGGUUUGAUAAAUACGGGCCCGGAUCAGUCUGCAGCUCCGGUUGUGAUCUGAUGAGUCUCACACGGCAUGAGAGCAUCUUUUAACGAUUCAAGAACAUUUACACUCAUUUACACUACGAUUAUAUUUAAAUUGGCCCUCAUUCAAGUUACAAACUCUUCAAUGUGAUCGACUCUGAAGCUUUUCAGGUGCAAGAAAUAAGUUUUGUUUUAAGAAAACAAAAUGCAGUUUUCAUUUCAGCAAUGUUUUUUUUUUUUUCCACAGUAACAAACUGGUCGAAUUCCCUUUUAAAAGUGUUUUCUGUGACGUGUUUUAGGGCCAAACUGCUCAAUUAAAAGUGCAUUUUCUUCACUUUUCAUCUGUGGAAAAUUGCCUGUUAGAGAAUAUAAAAUGAUCCUUAAAGGUCGACACGUAACUGCGAACUGAAGAUGCACGUAAAGAGAAGGAGGUUUAUUUUUUCUACUUUCAUUCCAUUUUAAAAUUGAACUUUUUAGUGAGUCGGGCACUUUUACUGUUGCCUGUAUGUGCCGAUCUUAUCAUAAUCUGUAAAAGGUCAUAGAGACGUUUGUGUAGCCAUGUUGUUCACCAGUGAUCUUGGUUUUUUUUUUUUGAUCAUGGUCUGAAACUUUGUUCAUGACAAAUGUUGUUCGACUGUAUCCUUUAUGAUCAUUUUGAAGAACAUACUUUAAUGAUUAAAAGACAAGAAAAUCAAGUUUCUACCAGUCAAACCUCAGAUUAUAUUAGUGGUUUAAAAAUCUGAAAAUGUUCAAAACCAGUUGAUUUGUGCAUAAAAUGUCAGCCUUAGAAGAAUCACUACUUUUGUUUGUUUGUUUGUUUGUGCAGAAGAACCUCUCAGUUUGCCAAAAGCAUCAAAUGAGAUUUAAUUGUUGUAUUGAUCGUUGGGAUUACUGCUACGUACUGGCCCUGCUCUCUCUCUCAGAUAAAUGUGGGUUUGUGGCAUUGACUAUAAAAAAGUUAAAAAAAAAGGCUGGAGUUUAAAUGUUCUUUCAGGUACUUUCCUGCCGUCGUUCAGGUGUUGUGGGACUCCACUGUGGAUAAAAAAAAACACCCGUUAGAUAGGAAUAAGAUGAAAUGCUCUUUGGACAGGGCCUCGUUAGCUGGAAAAUCCCCUUAAUGGCAGCAUGUUGAUCAUCACAGCAUUGAUUUUAUAUCAUCUCACCUGGACUCUCAGAGGAUUUUCACUUGAGUCAAAUCCAAUGUGUAGUUUUCUCUCAUCAGGAUGGUGCAGCCCUCUUUAAGGCGAGAUGAACCACCCCACCUGCAGUAAAAGGGAGAUUAAUGAGUCCAGAAUCAUUCCACUGAACCUGCUGAUGUGCGCCUGUGUUCGCCUCUGUGGCUGAAUCUGUUGGUUUUAAAAUGUUCAGUCCAACAAAUCUGGCUUCAAACAGGCACCACUGGAUGUGAGUGCAGCUCCUUCCAUUUCUCUGUUGUACUGUUACUGUAGUAUCGCUGUAACAUAAAUGUUUUCUAAGUUAUUAAAACCAACAUCCCAGGCAUCUCCUCAAAAACA